Messenger RNA from Aureobasidium uvarum, 2069 nucleotides. The record is from the annotation of a GenBank genome assembly. Lineage: Eukaryota; Fungi; Ascomycota; Dothideomycetes; Dothideales; Saccotheciaceae.
GCAAUGGUUCUACUGUUGAAUCUGUCCGUCACUGUCUCUGGUCUUUGCGCCGGCUGCUCGGUCCAAACUAUGCUGUCAUCCCCAUCACUGGAGAGUCUGUACUCAAGGAACCAUGGACUGCAUCUUGCGCUCUGUUCGUAAUGCCCGGUGGUGCAGAUGUAGGCUACUGUCGCUCCCUGAAUGGCGAAGGUAACCGUAAAAUCUCCGCCUACGUCNAAAAGGGAGGUGCUUAUCUCGGUCUCUGUGCCGGUGGUUACUACGCAUGCAAGCGCUGCGAGUUUGAAUCUGGCAAGAAGGGGAUGGAGGUGUGCGGUGAUAGAGAACUUGGCUUCUAUCCUGGUACCUGCAGAGGUCUUGCAUUCCCUGGCUUCGUCUACCAUAGCGAAGCUGGUGCUAGAGCGGCAGAGUUGAGUGUCAACAAGCAAGCCUUGACCACUGUCGGUGGAGCUGUGCCUGAGACUUUCCGCUCGUACUACAAUGGUGGUGGUGUUUUUGUCGAUGCUGAAAAGUACAAGGAUCAAGGAGUGCAGGUGCUUGCAAGCUACACCGAGCGUCUGCAUGUUGAUUCUGGCGAAGGAACUGCUGCGGUUGUAUACCGCAAAGUAGGCGAAGGCUCUGUUGUCCUGACCGGUNUUGCUGCAGUCAACCUGACAAAGGGUGGUGACAACCCUGCCUACCCAAGGAUUGUCGAGGCUCUUGCUGCAGACGACAAGCAACGUGUCGAUUUCAUGAAGGCAUGUCUAGCCAAGCUCGGCCUGAAUCCUAGCCAGGAUGAUCAAGGUGUACCUUCGCUGUCUCGCCUGCAUCUGUCGACCUUGGAAGUCUCAGAAGUAUCAGAACUCGUAUCAUCAUGGUCUGGUAUCGUCAAAGAGGUCGACGGCAAGCAUCUAAUCAAAGGCGAAAACGACACCUUCAGUCUCGAGAAGCAGAGCGGACCAUGGAACGCCAAAGAAUCUAGUACCCUCAACCUCCAGAAAGUCGCCGAUGCUCUGCCUGCAGUGGUGAAAGAUAUCCUCCCAGCCGCCAUUAGCGACCCAACCUCCACUUCAACCACCGAAGAAGACACCAAACAAGACACCGGCAUAGUCGACUACGACAAGAUCACAAAAACCCUCCUCGUUCACGACACUUCUCUCCCCGACACUAAACAAACCNCCUACUUCAAUCACCACGCCUACUUUGCCAAUCUCGCCCACUACAAAGCCAAACACCAUCACGAUGUUUCGGAGACAUUUGGGAACAUGCUUCUAUAUGGUGAAGUCGUUACCUCCACCAACACACUGCUGGAAAAGAAUCCCACACUGCUGGAGAAACUGCCCACAGGCACCACAGCAACAGCCACUACACAGGUAGCAGGAAGAGGCAGAGGCAACAAUGUCUGGGUAUCUCCUCCUGGGUCUCUGAUGUUCAGUACCCUGCUCCGCCACCCAAUGGCCCUGUCUUCCACCGCCCCUGUAGUAUUCAUCCAAUACCUCUGCGCUCUUGCCAUCGUCCAAGGCAUCCACACUUACGACCGCAACUACACUUCCCUACCCGUAAAGCUAAAAUGGCCCAAUGACAUUUACGCCCUCGACCCCUCCAAGGGCCCAAACGCCAAUACCUCCGACCCCAAAAACUACGUCAAGAUCGGGGGUAUAUUGGUAAAUAGCAGCUACUCAGGAGGCGACUACACACUCAUCUGCGGCAUCGGCAUCAACGUCUCCAACACCGCCCCAACAACCUCUCUAAACGCUCUCUGCACAGCCGCAAAACUUGCCCCCAUGCAAGGCGAAAAACUGCUCGCUAGCAUUCUCGUCUGCUUUGAAUCUCUGUACUUGCGAUUCUGUCAUUCGGGCUUUACUCCUUUACUCGACACUUACUACAAGCAUUGGUUGCACAGCGAUCAAAUUGUUACUCUUGAGCAAGAAGGAGGUGCAAAAGCCAGAAUCAAGGGAAUCACUAGUGAUUGGGGGUUGCUUGUUGCAGAGGAAUUGGGUUGGGAAGAUAGACCUACGGGCAGAAAGUGGGAGUUGCAGAGUGAUAGCAACAGUUUUGAUUUCUUUAGGGGCUUGUUGAAGAGGAAGACUUGA